Molecule: messenger RNA, 1154 nt
Organism: Aethalodelphis obliquidens (Pacific white-sided dolphin)
Lineage: Eukaryota; Metazoa; Chordata; Mammalia; Artiodactyla; Delphinidae
Gene: SYCE1
Product: synaptonemal complex central element protein 1
Exons: 13
Coding region: 78-1070 (330 amino acids)
Biological process (GO): synaptonemal complex assembly
Cellular component (GO): synaptonemal complex
Source: RefSeq, a predicted model, not a curated record
UGCGCAGGCGUGCUGAGGGAGCCCCGCCCCCGGCUGCGUUCCGUCCAAUCCAAGCGGAGGCGCCAGACUGAGAGGAAAUGGCGGGGCGCUCGGAGCUUUCGAGCGCGAAGCAGGCGGGAGCGGUGGGUCGGGCUGACGAGGCCGGAGGGCAGGCCAAGUCCUCACAGAAAAUUGAAGACUUGAUGGAAAUGGUGAAGCAGUUACAGAAAGCCGGAAACCUAGAGCCCAGGAUUGAGGUCCUGAUUAACCGGAUUAAUGAGGUCCAGCAAGCAAAAAAGAAAGCCAGUGAGGAGCUAGGAGAGGCCCGGACUGUCUGGGAGACCCUGCAGAAGGAACUGGACUCAUUGAGUGGAGAGAAAGUACGCCUGAAAGAGAUCUUGAGCAAAAAGCAAGAGACCCUGAGGAUCCUCCGGCUCCACUGCCAGGAGAAGGAAAGUGAGGCACAGAGGAAGCAUACCAUGCUGCAGGAGUGCAAGGAGCGAAUUUCUGCCCUGAACUCCCAGAUGGGGCAGGAGAAGAACAAGCAGAGGCAGUUGAGGUUGGAUUUUGAGGAGCAACUGGAGGAUCUGAUGGGCCAGCAUAAGGGCCUCUGGGAAUUCCACAAGCCAGAGCAGCUGGCCCUGGAGAUCGCCGCCCUGGACAGCAGCAAGGAGAAGCUGCUCAAGGAAGAAAAGCUGGUGGAGGCAAAGCUGGAGGAUGUGAAGCAUCGUCUGUGCUCCCAGUUCGGAGCCAAGGGCUGCUCGGCAAUCACUGAGGGGCUCUUCCUGCGCAGCCAGGAAGCAGCAGCUGUGGUGCAUCUGUUUGAGGAGGAGAACAAGAAGGCCGGGGAGCUCCUGGAGGCUGCCGCCCAGCGCCAGGAGCAGCUGCAGCAGAAGUGCCGGCAGCUGCAGCAGCAGAGGCAGAGGCUGAAGGAGGAGCUGGAAAAGCUUGGAGUGCAGGUCCCUGCUCAAGGCCAGAGCAAUCAAGAGGAAGGGGCUGGCCCAGGAGAAGCUGCCAAUCCCAAGCCCCUUGGAGUCAGUGAGGAGAAAGACCCAGAGCCGCCCACUAAGCAGAGCCUGAUGCCCUCCUAGGCAAGGAGGAGCCACCCUGCACUAGAGCUUAUGCCCUGCACUGGAGCUUAUGGGCUUCAGGAAAUAAAGGCACCAUAUUAACAC